AUGGUCGACGAGUUCGUGGCGAUCAAGACGGACACGCAGGGCAUCGACAAGUACACGAAGGCCGCCUUUGACGCCAACCCCGAGAAGAAUCGCUAUAAAGGACUUUUGGCGUAUGAUGUGGCAAGAAAAGUGUCGUUCGAUCGUGAUGCUGUGCAACCUGGAGGGGACCACGAUAGACUCGGGCCCGGUGAGCGUCAAGUGCCUGUCGAUCCAGGACGUGGAAGAGGUGCUGACGUUGACGCGACUCGAGCUGACCACCGCCGAGUCGAAGGACACGCCGAUUGUCGAGCAUGGUGCUGGAACAAUUGGCCGGAUCGUGGCGUGCCGCCCAACUUCCUCGCCUGCCUCCGUCUCAUCAAUCGCGUCAUGGAUUUGACGCCGAUCGUCGUGCACUGCUCGGCCGGUAUCGGGAGCACCGGGACGAUCUUCGGCCUGGAAGUGAUCAUGGCUCGUCUUCAAAAGGGCGAGAAUUGCACCGUGGACAAGGCGGUUCGCGAGCUGCGCGAUGCUCGUCACGGCGGUGUUCAGAUGGACAUUCAAUACGUCUACAUCGCGCACGUGCUCAUCGCUUUGACUGAGAACAAGAAGCUGGCGACGAAGGAUGAGCUGCGCGAUUGGCUGGCCGGCUACGAGACGCUGUGCAAGGCUCGCGGAUGC
Messenger RNA from Mesorhabditis spiculigera, 657 nucleotides. The record is from the annotation of a GenBank genome assembly. Lineage: Eukaryota; Metazoa; Nematoda; Chromadorea; Rhabditida; Rhabditidae.